This is a messenger RNA of Necator americanus (New World hookworm), 840 nucleotides long. RefSeq lists its product as uncharacterized. The transcript is spliced from 8 exons. NCBI's taxonomy places the organism in Eukaryota, Metazoa, Nematoda, Chromadorea, Rhabditida, Ancylostomatidae. Gene Ontology annotation, cellular component: intracellular membrane-bounded organelle. Bases 1 to 840 code for a protein of 279 amino acids. Gene Ontology annotation, molecular function: ribose-5-phosphate isomerase activity. Gene Ontology annotation, biological process: pentose-phosphate shunt, non-oxidative branch; D-ribose metabolic process. The record is from RefSeq and is a predicted model, not a curated record.
AUGCAUUCUAUCCGAUUCGCCAACAGUUUAUAUACCAGUGAAUGUUUCAGUAGCAUCACAGUGGCGCAAGCUCGUUUUCUUGCUGCUUCUAUUCGUAGAAUGGUAUCAUCUACUGAACUAUCACCUAUUGAAAAGGCAAAACGGCAGGCUGCGUACACUUGUGCCGAGAAGAAUAUUGCAAGCGGCUGCCGACUCGGUGUGGGUUCUGGAUCAACCGUUAAAUAUCUCGUGGAGUACCUGGAAACAGCGGUGAAAUCCGGGAAACUGCAGAACAUUGUGUGCGUUCCUACUAGUUUCUUGACGAAAAAGUGGUUGUUGGAUGCUGGUCUCACGGUCUCCGAUUUAGAUGCUACGCCCGAACUCGAUGUUUGUAUUGACGGCGCUGAUGAGGUAGAUGCCCAUUUCACUUGUAUCAAAGGUGGUGGAGGCUGCCUGGCUCGAGAGAAAAUUGUUCAACAUGCUGCAAAGAAGUUUUUCGUGAUUGCUGACAGCUCUAAGGAAUCGGUGAACCUUGGUGAACAUUAUAACCACGUACCAAUCGAGGUCCUGCCAUUCGCAGCUUCCUGUCUAUUGCGCUCUCUCCCUCGUACUGAAGGCGGAACCGCCCAAUUGAGAAUGGCGACCAAGAAAUGUGGGCCUGUUAUAACAGAUAACAACAACUAUGUCGUUGAUUGGGCUUUUGAAAAGAACAAGCCUCGUGACUGGAAGGAAAUCCAGCUUAGACUUGCUAACACACCAGGUAUUGUGGAGACUGGUCUUUUCAUAGGAGUGGUUGACAAAGUGUACUUCGCCUAUCCUGACGGUAGCGUGAAAGAACUUGAAGCAAAGAAGAAACCGUAA